Molecule: messenger RNA, 282 nt
Organism: Strongylus vulgaris
Lineage: Eukaryota; Metazoa; Nematoda; Chromadorea; Rhabditida; Strongylidae
Source: the annotation of a GenBank genome assembly
AUGAAGCUGCUCCUUGUUCUCGCCUGUGCGUUACUGCACUACCAUGCGGAACAAAUUGUUCCUUAUAACUGGCUGUCGUUAGCUCUUCUCAGUUCGUCUGAAUACAAUCCACGACCAUAUCAUCAUGGAGAUCGAGCUCAGUACGAGAUGCUUUGCAACAGACUACUAGGACUAAACCCUGUGCAGAAAGCAGUUUGCGUACAGGUAAUGGCCAUUACAAAUCAGAAGAAGGGGAAGUAUUUCCAGUUUACCGAGUUUUUCUUCCACGAUGGAAGAUCGUAA